Messenger RNA from Acanthoscelides obtectus, 759 nucleotides. The record is from the annotation of a GenBank genome assembly. NCBI's taxonomy places the organism in Eukaryota, Metazoa, Arthropoda, Insecta, Coleoptera, Chrysomelidae.
AUGCCCAUGGAAAACGUCGAUGCUGUGCGCAAACUCAUCAUUGAAGAUAAACAUGUGACAUAUCGCGAGGUUGUGGCGUCCUUGAAGAUCUCAAAGACCUCAAUUCAAAAACUGUUGACUGAAGAGCAGAAAGCAGCCAGGGUUAAUUGGUGUCAAAAAACGCUUGAACGUUUCAAUUCCGGAAACUCAAAAAAUGUGUACAGCAUUGUUAGUGGUGAUGAAUCGUGGAUUUACUGUUACGAAUCAGAAAAUAAACGACAGUCGGCUGUUUGGGUGUUCCAAGGUGAAGAAAAGCCAACAAAAGUCAUCCGUUCUCGAAGUGUUUCGGAAAAGAUGGUCGCGACAUUUGGUCAUAUUGCAACAAUUCCUCUUAAUGGGCAAAGAACUGUUACUGCGGAUUGGUAUACCACCAUUUGUUUGCCAAAAGCCAUCACCGAGCUUCGAAAAAUCAACCCCGAAAGAAGAAUCAUCCUACACCAAGACAAUGCAAGCUCGCACACAGCCCAAAAAACAAGGCAGUAUUUAACGGAAGAAAACGUGGAAUUAUUGGACCAUCCUCCAUAUAGUCCCGAUCUAAGUCCUAACGAUUUCUUUACUUUCCCGAAAAUUAAAAACAGUCUGCGUGAAGAAGCAGUUGACGCAUUCAAAUAUGCCGUUUUUUAUCUGCCAGCAAACGAGUUUAAUAAGUGCUUCGAAAAUUGGUUCAAGCGCAUGCAGAUAUGUAUUAAUAUUCGUGGAGAAUACUUCGGAAAACAAUAA